This is a messenger RNA of Astrephomene gubernaculifera, 2246 nucleotides long. Lineage: Eukaryota; Viridiplantae; Chlorophyta; Chlorophyceae; Chlamydomonadales; Astrephomenaceae. The record is from the annotation of a GenBank genome assembly.
GGAAGUAAGCAAAGGCUUGGCAUUUAUCGCUGUCUUUUAGCUCCUAAGUGCCAUUUGUCAUUUGUGACAUUGAAGGGUGCACACAACGUGCUGGUGUUGAACGUUAAGGUGUCGGGCUUCUGUCAGUUUAAUAAAGGUAAUAGGCCUGAUCAGAUACCUCCGACGUUCGUGUAAGAAAACGUUCGGGUGCACCGGCAACCGUUAGCCAUGUAUUGAGCUGCAUUUUAGAAUUACACAGUUUCUAGCGCGAAGUUGAGCUUCAAAUAUGCAACUUGUCGCCGCUACAUCUAUUGUCACUGCGGCUACUCUUUCAGCUAAGCGUGGCAUGUCGGGCAGCCUUUCCGACUAGCCAGCCACACCUGAAUGUGCCACGCAAGAGCACCCAAUACGGAUCGAUGCCUUCAAGCCCAGCACAUUCUUUGAAAACUGGAUGUGGUCGUAUGGAGCUUGGCUACAGACAUAGCCGCGUCAGCAGAAGCAGCAUGAUCAGCCACAGCGGCCAUAGCGGCGCUAUUGGCUCCACUGGUAGUUGUGGAGCGAGGUCGUCCCUCUUCCUUCUGACCGUUGCCCAUGGUGUGCGUAGUAGCAGCUUUUGCAGAGGAAGGGGAGAAGUCAGCCACAUCGGAUGUUGCAGGCUUCGCCCCUGCUUCCGAUCAGUACACGGCGUGGGCUGCACCCCUUGCUCCAGCGACGGUGAUGACAGCAAUAGCAGCAGCAGCAUGGAACCUGUUAAGUGCGGAGGAAACUAUCGCUCUGCUGGGCUGUACGGCAUGAAUGAGGACGAGCUCUUGGAGUUGUUAUGGCAGAGCGCCGGGCUGAGGGCGUUGGAGUUCCUUCCCGCUCUGCCGUACAUGGCCGCAUCGCCCCGCUACAUGCUGGUAUCCCCGUCCAACCUGGCGGCCUGGGUGUCCCUCAUGACAGACUUACAGGUGCAGUCCCCCGCUGCCCUGCUGGCCCCCUGCCCCGCCUUCCUCCUUGUGCCCCUCGCCACCAGCGAGCAGGGUGCGGAGUACGACAAAGGGGAAGAUGUCGUGUACGGCAGCUCUCAGGACUGUGAGGAUUACGGCAGUGCUUGUCGUACCUUUGUAUUCCACUUGCGGGACGAGUUGCGGAUGGGGGAGGAGCAGGUGUUUGGACUUCUGGCCAGGCGCCCUUCCCUGGCGUUCGUGCCUCCUGCCCAGCUGGACGCUGUCAUUGCCUUCCUAGCGGUUGUCAUCAAGGGGGCAGGCAGGGGGCACAGGCUGGGGUCCCCCGUCGCCCGGCCCCCACCCCUCUCACCUCCAUCACCAGCCUUGUCAGGGGGUUCAGCGCCGAAAGAGCCCCGGUCACCUGCUGCCUUGUGGCAGGCACUGCACGAGUUGUCGGCAGCGGCAGGCGAUGUACGACUGCCAUACAUUCUAAGGUGUCAAGAGCAGCAGCUGCAGGGGGGCUUGGUCGAGCAAUGUGGCGAAUCCAGCCACAGCCAUGAUGGUGAUGGCAAUGAUUAUGUAGAAGGGACGGCACAUGAGAAUGAAGGCUCACUGUUGCGGAGGGAAGCAGAUGGUCGCGCGGAGGCCGGGGAGCUAUCCGAAGAAGCCGAGCUUGAUCGUGCGCUUUACCGCUUCUUGCGACGCGUUCCGGAAGUCCUGGCUAUACGUACGGAAGACCUGUCGUACGGCUUUCAGCGGUUGUCGUACUUGUCGUGCACAUCAGCAGGUACUGGCGGUUUGGGUUACGUGGACAUGUGCCGCAUGCUGUGUGCAGUGCCGGAGCUGCUGCCAGCGGUUGCUGCUGGUAAGCGGAAUGAUGAGUAGUCGCAAACGAAGUCGGAGGCGAGGCUGCAAGGAAUUGAACUGAAGUUGUGCAUGCUUGGUUGUUGGUCCAGAUGGCAACUUUGUAGUACCGUACUUGUUUGUCGCUUGCAUGAGGGUAGGAUGGUAUGCAUGUGUGGUUACGUUUACAUGUGCCGUACACAGCUAGACACACCAAAACAGCCGAAGCCCUGCAUCCCAGCCCGCUACCAACCCCUAGCGUCCCGGAGUUGAGGCUCUAUUGUCAGUGAGCUUUGGUAUGUGUGCAUGCUGGCACGACGGACGCGGCGUGCCCACCAUUUAUGGCGUAACUGUUGCCGUGGACCGCGCUACUUCAGUGUGUGGCAAACUACCGGUAUUUUCUAGCCACUCAUGCAAUCCAAUUUACCUGCCCGACUGCCUAGCUGGCUAUAUCACCCACGGUAUGGGUGUACACGUCGGAUAGCCAGCCGUUGG